Messenger RNA from Diorhabda sublineata, 890 nucleotides. RefSeq lists its product as uncharacterized. The coding region runs from base 257 to 646 and encodes 129 amino acids. Lineage: Eukaryota; Metazoa; Arthropoda; Insecta; Coleoptera; Chrysomelidae. The record is from RefSeq and is a predicted model, not a curated record. Gene Ontology annotation, biological process: hemocyte migration. The transcript is spliced from 2 exons.
UUUAGGGCGUGAUUACGUUAUUAUUUUUUGUCUGUAUAUUUGUUAGUAUCGUUGCUGAUUACGGGACAAUCUGUAUAAUACUGACGCUACACGUGCGUAUUAUUAAAGUAUUAGCUCUUCACUGAUACAACUGAUGACCGCGAAAUGUAAUCACCCCGGCAAAAUAUCAAUUCAUUUUUCAAAUGAGUGCAGACGACUCAACAUUGACACGUUCAAAUUUUAAAAUGUUGCUCAAGUAAUGGGUAAUUUAUGAGAAAUGUUGAGCGUUAUAGUGCUAGUUUUAUUCUUGGUAACAGUUACAGUAUCAGAAGAAGACGAGGAGCAGUUCGAGAAACAUAUUCAAAGAGUAUCUUCCGAUGUAUAUCUAUGUAAACAACCUAGUCCUAGAGUUAUAUAUCUUCCCGAAAUAUUUGGAGAUAAAUGGGAAACCUACAAACAACAUCAAGCAUCUAUCAGACCUUUAGCAACAGUACUUCAUAGAUGUCAAGCAACCGGAUGUUGUGAAAAGUACAAUGAAAUAUGUAGAGCGAAAUAUGAAAAGACCGUACCCCUAAUGUUUCUAAUUGCUUCUACAAGUGAAUACGUAUUACUCACGGCAGUCAAUGAUACGGAAUGUAUAUGUGAGUUGGAUAAUUCAAUUACAUGAAACUAAUUACUUUUUUGGUUUUUAUGAAUCCCAUGGAAUAAUAUCUUGCAAAAGUGACAAAUCUUAUUAGAGGUUAUGCGUCUAUCGGGAAUCGAUGUCUUCCGAAUUAGAAGAACUUGGAUUGUGUGAUAUGACAGACAUAUGAAAACGUAAUGCCACGUUAAAUGGAUCAACAACAUUUAAUUUAUUCCCUUUGGAAUAGUAAAGAGUCUGUGAUAAUGUUAAUAAAUGAUUUUUAUUGAUC